Prunus armeniaca (apricot) is the source of this 2025-nucleotide messenger RNA. The record is from the annotation of a GenBank genome assembly. Lineage: Eukaryota; Viridiplantae; Streptophyta; Magnoliopsida; Rosales; Rosaceae.
AUGAAGCACUUCAUGCAGCCGAGAAACACUAUAUUGAGGGAGGCGACGGAGCCUACCUCGUCGCCAAACCCUAGCUACGGCAAGCCCAGGCCACCUCGGAAGCCCAAGGCCUCCAAGGAGAAUGCUCCUCCCUCGGAUCCGAACUCCAUGGCCCCCGAUUCGAAGCCUUCGCCGGCGGCGAAGUUGAAGAGUCCAUUGCCGCCUCGGCCACCGCCGUCGAACCCUCUCAAGCGGAAGCUCAGCGUUGACUCUCAGACCGAAAACUCUGUCCCUGGGACCUCCGAUUCUGGUGUCCAGGUAGUAGUGAGAAUGCGACCGCCACGAAAGGAUAAGGAUGAAGGAGAGAUGAUGGUACAGAAAUUAUCUAGUGACUCUUUGUCGAUAAAUGGACAGACCUUCACAUUUGACUCGGUUUGCGACACAGACUCUUCACAGCUAGAUAUUUUCCAGCUUGUAGGAGCACCUCUAGUUGAGAAUUGUAUGGCAGGUUUUAACAGUUCUGUAUUUGCAUACGGACAGACGGGAAGUGGAAAGACAUAUACCAUGUGGGGUCCAGCCAAUGCCUUGCUGGAUGAAAAUCUAUCAAGUGAUCAACAAGGGUUAACCCCUCGUGUUUUCGAGCGUCUUUUUGCUCGCUUAAUGAGGAGCAAAUCAAGCAUGCUGACAAACAACUCAAGUAUCAGUGCCACUAUUUACAAUGAACAAAUCACAGAUCUUUUGGAUCCAAAUCAAAAAACCCUUCAGAUAAGAGAAGAUGUUAAAUCAGGUGUCUAUGUCGAAAAUCUCACGGAGGAGUGUGUACGCACUAUCAAAGAUGUGACUCAGCUUCUGAUAAAGGGCUUGUCAAACAGGAGGACAGGUUCAACUAGUAUCAAUGCAGAGAGUUCCCGCUCACAUACUGUAUUUACCUGUGUGGUUGAAUCUCAAUACACGAAUGUGGCAAAUGGUAUAAGCAGCUUUAAAACCAGUAGAAUAAAUCUUGUUGAUCUAGCUGGGUCAGAGCGUCAGAAGUUAACAGGUGCAGCAGGAGAACGCUUGAAGGAAGCAGGGAAUAUCAAUCGAUCACUCUCACAGCUUGGGAACCUGAUAAACAUUCUUGCUGAAAUUUCUCAAACGGGAAAGCAAAGGCAUAUCCCCUAUAGAGAUUCCAGGCUGACAUUCUUAUUACAAGAGUCUCUUGGGGGAAAUGCAAAAUUAGCGAUGGUCUGUGCUAUUUCUCCAACGCAAAGCUGCAAGAGUGAGACUUUCAGUACAUUGAGGUUUGCACAGCGUGCUAAGGCUAUCAAGAACAAGGCAGUUGUUAAUGAAGUAAUGCAGGAAGAUGUGAACCACCUGCGUGAGGUGAUACGGCAGCUAAGGGAUGAACUACAACGGAUUAAGGCAAAUGGAAACAAUCCAGUUGCUUCUAAUGGAGGUCACAGUGCAGCAUGGUUUCGUCAGAGUUUGAAUUUACUAAAGGCUAGCCUUAAACCACAAAUGACAUUACCUCGUGUCGAUGAUGACAGCGAUGAAGAGAUGGAGAUUGAUGAGGAAGCUGUUGAGAGGCUUUGUGUUGAAGUAAGUAACCAGACAGUUAGUGAAGCUAACAACAGAGCUGAUGCGAACACUGUAGAAACAAUGGAAUUACAUUCACAACCUGUGGCUGUUGAAAUUGGAAGCUCCGAUGGCCCUCAAGACUAUACGUCUGGAAGUGGUUGUAACAAAGAACAAGGUUGUGAUACAGAUGUUAAUAUGGAAGAAGGAAUAUCUGAACAAGAAGGGGACAUGAUUGUUGAAUGUGUUGCCGACACCCCAGUUAUUCCCUGUGCUAAUGCAUCGGAUCUUCAUAAUCUUAUAGAAUAUACCUCUGUGCAGCCUGCUCAGGAAGAAAAUAUUCUAAAAUCCUCCAUCAGUAGUUUGCUAAAUGAAGAAUCAGCGAACAAAAGAGGGCAUGAAGCUUCUUCAUGUCCAGCCUCUGAUCCUCCUGGAGGAGUGUCUGGCUGCCUUUCAGUUGCAGAUGAUGCAUUGGUUCUCCAAAUGGCUUAG